GCAAUAAUAUACCUAUAUACACUGCUGACAAUCAGAAAAAUGUUGUUUUGAAGGCAUCUCCUCCAUAUGUCUAUGGGGCGACUCACCCUAUCAUGGUUGUUCCAAGAGCAGGGGCAGGUCCAGUGAAACCACUGAAAGUUUAUUCUGCACCAUCUGUCCCAGUAGCUGAACCCCCUCCGGUAUCACUAUUGAGUGAGUCAGAUUUGAAACAGAUUGAAGAAAUGUUUCCAAACAUCGAGAAAGACGUCGUCAAAACAGUGUUUGAAGCCAACAGAGGAAACAAGGAAAGCACCAUCAACUCUCUCCUUCAAAUGUCUGACUAAUUUGUCAUUGACUGUGAUUUGUAUAUAAUUUUAAUGAAUUUUAUAUAUCUAAAUAUCAAUGAAAUAUGAAAGUAAUCUUUCUUCAAUUGUUAUAUUGUAUAAUCAUGUUACAACCUAAUUCCAGCUUAUUUCAUUUUGGCCAUAAUUUAUUUCAAUUACUAGUCCAUUAGUGAACUGAUUAUAAUGUGUUAUGUUAAUGAAAAAUCGUGCCAAUAUAUGUUUGCAGUUGGA
Messenger RNA from Leptinotarsa decemlineata (Colorado potato beetle), 554 nucleotides. Its product is annotated as toll-interacting protein. Gene Ontology annotation, biological process: ubiquitin-dependent protein catabolic process. Gene Ontology annotation, cellular component: cytoplasm. Gene Ontology annotation, molecular function: ubiquitin conjugating enzyme binding; ubiquitin binding. NCBI's taxonomy places the organism in Eukaryota, Metazoa, Arthropoda, Insecta, Coleoptera, Chrysomelidae. The record is from RefSeq and is a predicted model, not a curated record.